This is a messenger RNA of Lactuca virosa, 1007 nucleotides long. Lineage: Eukaryota; Viridiplantae; Streptophyta; Magnoliopsida; Asterales; Asteraceae. The record is from the annotation of a GenBank genome assembly.
CCCUUAACGGUGUUAGGGUUUUUUUGGGUUGAAGAGGAAACCGACGACACACCCGAAGAAUCACCGCUUGAUUUCGUCAAUUAUAGUAAUUAGCCACUCGAUUUUGUUAAAUUGACUGAGAAAUUAGUCGACUUUGAGUUCCGAUAGUAUCUAUUGUAACAGGUGAUAAUGGUAUAUGCUUGUAUGAGAUACUGACUGAUGGAUCCUGAAAGCAAGAGGUUUGGAAGAGGUCCGAAGGAACUUACGGGUGGUGUGGAUCUUAUAAAUUACUACAAAUUAUUCCCUCAUUAUGAGCUCUUCUGCAAGAAGUCGCUUCCUUUAUCCAUUUCAGAUGCACAUCACCUUCGUAAUGUUGUUGGAGACACAGUGAUCCGGAAAGGUGAAGGAAUGGAAUUGAAUCAGCUCAUUGAAAAGGAAAAUACAUCCUUCUCAAAGUCAAGAGUCACAAAUACACGCAUACAACCAUUUGACCUAAACGCCCUCAGGGAUGCCUUUUACUUGAGGGAAACUUUUCCCAUUGACCUGCCACCUUCGGAAAAGGGGAUUCCUACCCAAGUUGGAAUAUCUAAAAGUGAAUCUAAGGACAAAGAAAAGAAGCAUAAAAAACACAAGGACAAGAAUAAAGAGCAUAAAAAACACAAACAUCCAAGUAAAUGUCAUGAUUUUGGUGCUGAAAACUUGAAGAAACCCAAUGAGAAGAAAAGAAGGCAUGAUGGAGAUGAGGACCUCAAUGGCAUUCACAGGCACAAGAACAGUAAGCAUAAGAUGGACAGAUUUGUCAAACUAAUUAAGAACUAUCCAAAGAGCAACCGAAUAUCAUUAAGAAGGUUUUAUACAUCCUCUUGCAUGAAGUCUGGUAGUGAACAUUGAUAUCAAUUUUGUUGCAUUUUAGAAAAGAUGCGAGGAUGUGUGUAAAUCAAAUGGAGAACAUAAACCUUGCAAAAGGUUGUUUUGUAUUUGUUUUUACUUAUUUUAUUUUAUUUUAUAAAGAGGUGCUUGUUCAUGUU